Messenger RNA from Chlamydomonas reinhardtii, 3063 nucleotides. RefSeq lists its product as uncharacterized. The coding region runs from base 202 to 2076 and encodes 624 amino acids. The record is from RefSeq and is a predicted model, not a curated record. NCBI's taxonomy places the organism in Eukaryota, Viridiplantae, Chlorophyta, Chlorophyceae, Chlamydomonadales, Chlamydomonadaceae. The transcript has 5 exons. Gene Ontology annotation, molecular function: DNA binding; DNA-binding transcription factor activity. Gene Ontology annotation, biological process: regulation of DNA-templated transcription.
CUUGGCGAAGCCCUGCCCAGGUCAACUCUAAAAAUUUAAGAGUUACCGCACUCCUGAAUAAUGGACUCCUAGAGACGUUGAUGCUCGGAUCAUAGCGGUCUUGAUACACGUUGCUUGCCAGGCGGCUUGUAGAGCCAGCGCCAGGCGCUGGAACGACCUUUGCUUCGCUGCAGUGGCCGCUCAGCAGCGGCUGUGGUGGCCAUGGUAGACGGUGGUUCGCGUGCUGCCUCUGGCCAGCUGGAUGACUGGGCCGCAGGCGUCGCGGCUGACCUAGACCAGGGAGAGGGCGACCGCGCAGGGGCGAGGCGACGACCUGCGCGCGACGCCAGCCCGGCGCCGGAUGCUCGCAAAGUGACAACGUUCACAAACAAAAAGCGCCCGGCAUCGGACAGGGACAGCAGCCCGGAGGAGGACGACGAGGAGCAGGCUCAGAAAGGCUCCCUCAAAGCGGAUGGAACUCGCCCCAAGCUUCCACGCCCCGACAAGAAGGAGGCAUGCCCUCGCUGCAACAGCAUGGACACCAAAUUCUGCUACUACAACAAUUACAACAUCAAGCAGCCCCGCUUUUACUGCAAGACGUGUCAGCGGUACUGGACUGCCGGCGGCACGUUGAGGAACAUCGCUCCGGGCUCCGGUCGGCGCAAGAGCAAGAGCAAAGCCGCGCGUGAGAAGAACAGCCCCUCGCUCGCCGAGCAGCUCACGGCGGUUGCGGCGGGACAGGGCAUGUUCGGGCUCGGAGGCGGGGGCGGGUACAACGGCAUCAGCCCGGCGCUGGCGCUCGCCGCGGCCACCGAUCCCACAGGGCUGCUGGCCGCGAAUAGCGCCGCGGCGUACGGUCUGGGUGGCCACGGAACCAUCUCCGGCCUGAAGCUGGGCGGUGUGGGUGGGCUGCCGGCGCAGUUCAACAGUGAGUUGGCGCUGCGGGAGCACCUUGCAGGGCAGCACAGCCUGGAGACACGGCUGCUGCUGAACGGGCACCUCAGCGCCGAGGACCUGCCGAACGGCAUGUCGGCGGCGGCGCUGGCACAGGCCAGUGCACAGCUGCACGCUCUGCACGGGCAGGGCAGUGGCAUUGCGCAGUCGCUGGCGGCCGGCAACGGGCACACGGGGUCGCCCUCGCCCUCACCUCCUCCGGCCGGGAACGGCGGGCAGCAGCACCCGCUGUCUUCCUCCCCGCAGCACGGCGGCGGCUCGCAGGCCUCGCAGCAGCCGUCUCCUCCUCAGCAGGGCUCGGACGACGCCGAGGGCGGUGGCGAGGAGCGCUAUGUGGCGCAGGGCCGCCGCGUGCGCGUGAAGGCGGAGUUGGACGGCAACGCCGUCAGCAGCAGCCUCGCAAUGGGCGGCGGCGGUGGCUCGGGUGCGUACGCCAACGGCGCUAGCAUUGCCUCCUCCAUUGCCAACGCCCAGCUCGCGGCCAGCCUCAGCAUGCCGCCCAGCAUGGGCGCGCUGGCGGCUGUGAUGGGCCCUGGCGGCGGCCCCAGCGGCCUCCACCCACUGCUUGCGCAGGACAAUGGUGGCAGCCUGCUUGACGCCGGCCUGACGCGGCAGCAACUGCUAGUGCUGCAACAGCACCAGGCCAUGCAGCAGGCGCAGCAGCAGGAGAGCCUCCAGCAGCUCAGCAGCUUGCAGCAGCUGCAGGGCCUUGCCGCGCUGCACGGCCAGCACUCGGCGGCGGGCCUGGCGGGGCUGGACCCGCUGCAGCGCAGCGCGCUGCUGCACUCGGCGGCCGGGCUAGGCGGCGUGGGCGUGGGUGGCUGGCUGCAGGGCGGCGGCGGAGGGAACUCGCUCGCAGCCGCUGCUGCGCUGGAGUCGCUUCAGGCGCAGCACCUUCUCCAGGCGCAGCAGGUGCACCCCUCGGCGGCCGCUGCCCUCAUCGGUGGCGGUGGCAGCAGCGCCGCAGCGCAGAUGUUGCAGGCGCAGGCCGCCGCCGCCGCCGCGGGUGGGGGCGGAGGCUGGCAGGGCGUGGCCUCAGCAGCGAAUUGGCCGUCGGCCUGGUCGUCGUACAGCGGCCCGUCGUCUGGCAGCUACGCCGGCUACGCACUGCAGGCGGCGGCCGCUUACUCGGGUGCUAGGUGAAGAGCAUGAUGCGCCGUAGUCUACGGCAGCGGAGCUUUUGCCAAGGAGCUGAUGGAGCGACGGCCCGCCCUGUCCAAGCGGCAGGAUGCUCGCACGGCCACAGGAGAAGGGAGCCUGUGGCCCUACAGCGCGAGCAUGGUCGCGAGGUGCAGCAGUGCAGCAUGGCUGUGUGAUUGAACAACGACUAUUUCAAAAAUUACAACGGGGGGGGUGCGGUGAGACCUUCAGCCAUCACGCUGGUGUGGCUCCUGUAUCAUCAAGAGCGAUAUCUGGAGUGAACGAGUGGGUCGUUCUGUGCAUUGCGCGUGAAUUUCCAUGUGACGUGUGAGUCUUCCUACCGGUCUCCUUCCUGUCAUCUUCCGUGUCCGCGUUUGGUGCAGCUCCGUGCUGGCCUAGCGCCCAUCUAGCCAUGUGCUGUGUUGUGUGGUUUAAGUGUCCCUGCAGUGCGCCCAUGCCAAUUUUGGAGUGCGAGGCAUCAUGCGCAGCAGUCGCGCGGUUUGACGAAUCGUUCGGAAGAAAUUUCACUUGAGUGGCUCAUGCGUGAGUAAGUGACAGCAGCUAUAUCACAUCGGAGAGCUGCAUGGCGUCAAGCCUGGUGCUGCAGACCUUACUGAGCGCCCGGGCAUAUGCUUGUCAUCUGUAUCGUGCACCAACUGCGGUCAGUCCCUCCAAGACUCCUGACUUACCAUAUCUAACAUGACGUAAUAUUGAGCGGGCUGAGGUGUGAGCGUUUGGAAAAGCGUGUCUGUAACGAGCGUGUGUGAGCGGGGACGGGUAAAAGGCGCGUCUCGUCUGUGACGGACAAGAAUGCAUCAGGAUGGCUAACCCUGAGAUGCACGAUGCAAAGGUGUCUUCGGACGCGAUAGCGUGUCACGCUCGUUCAAGGGGCGCGGCCUUGAAUGGGUGAAGCGGCACGCCACAAGGGCAGGGAGCUGCCGGUCGGUGCCAUGUAUCGUAUGUGCAACGUCUGUAACGUUUUUGAACGUC